AAAGCGCUUAGGGUUUAUUGAAGAGCGCGAGGGAGGGAGGUAUGGACGCGGCGAUGGAUCUUAUACGACGAAUGCCGCCGGCGGAGGUGGAAAUGGCGCUGGCGUCGCUGCUCGUCCUCCUGCCGGACCAUUCCGCCGAUCUUCUCUCCAAAGUCGAUCAGCCACUCCAGGAAGCGUGGGAUGAUGAAUCUGGGCGACAGUAUCUCUUGUGCGACUAUAAUCGAGACGGGGAUUCUUACAGGUCUCCUUGGUCUAACAAAUACGAUCCUCCUCUCGAAGAUGGAGCAAUGCCCUCGGAGAAGCUCCGUGAGCUGGAAGUGGAAGCAAACGAAGUUUUUGCGAUCUAUCGUGACCAGUACUAUGAAGGUGGCACUUCAUCAGUGUAUAUGUGGGAAACCGAGGAAAAUGGUGGCUUUGCGGCUUGUUUUCUUGUGAAGAAAGAUGGCUCGCGAAAGGGAGAAGGACGUCGAGGACUCUUAGAUCACGGGCUGUGGGAUGCUAUUCACAUUAUUGAGGUGUCUGAAGAGGAAGGAGAAGCCCACUACUGUCUUACAAGCACAGUGAUGCUUUCUUUCACAACGAAAGACGAUCCAUCUAUGUCUUUUGGUCUAUCUGGCUCUAUCGUUCGACAGAUGGAGGCUGAUUUUCCCUCGACAGAAGGCCACCUUGGAAACAUGGGUAGAAUGAUCGAGGAUAUGGAAAGCAAACUGAGAAACGGCUUGGACCAGGUGUACUUCGGGAAAACGAAAGAAGUUGUUUUUACAAUGCGAGAACCUUUGGAAAUCCUGACAGCAACAUCGGCCACUGGCCAGAGCUUGCAACAAGCUGUUGUAGGCGACAUAGUUCGCAGACGCUCGGUUCAUUGACGUACCUCGUUCUUAUCCACGGAGCUCAACUGGACUGGACUGUUUCAGGACAGUGAUAUAUCACAGGCUAUAGGUGACAAUGCGGAAUAUUACAAGAGGAGGAGGU
This is a messenger RNA of Selaginella moellendorffii, 972 nucleotides long. Its product is annotated as probable F-actin-capping protein subunit beta. Gene Ontology annotation, biological process: barbed-end actin filament capping; actin cytoskeleton organization; cell morphogenesis. Lineage: Eukaryota; Viridiplantae; Streptophyta; Lycopodiopsida; Selaginellales; Selaginellaceae. Gene Ontology annotation, cellular component: F-actin capping protein complex; cytoplasm. The transcript is spliced from 9 exons. The record is from RefSeq and is a predicted model, not a curated record. Gene Ontology annotation, molecular function: actin filament binding. The coding region runs from base 42 to 866 and encodes 274 amino acids.